This is a messenger RNA of Aspergillus luchuensis, 1335 nucleotides long. RefSeq names its product DMT family transporter. The coding region runs from base 1 to 1335 and encodes 444 amino acids. Gene Ontology annotation, biological process: intracellular calcium ion homeostasis. The transcript is spliced from 3 exons. The record is from RefSeq and is a predicted model, not a curated record. Gene Ontology annotation, molecular function: enzyme regulator activity. Lineage: Eukaryota; Fungi; Ascomycota; Eurotiomycetes; Eurotiales; Aspergillaceae. Gene Ontology annotation, cellular component: endoplasmic reticulum membrane.
AUGCCCUUGAAUCGCCCAUCUAUGCAUCGCCCAGCCGACACCCGAGCAAACCAGCCUUUGCUCAAGGAUGACCACAGAGGGCGACUGUCAAACGCCAGCCUGGGCCAUGGGGAGGCAGAGGGCAGGCCCAUGCUACACCAUUCGCGGCGGCCUACAAUCAGGGGUGUGAGCCCGGAGCGCAACGCGGAGCAGGAGACUCGGCGCAAGUACAUGAUCGCGUCGGGAUUCCUGUUGUUGAGUCUGGCUAGUUUCGUGGUGCAGACGGAGACCGCGGUAUAUAUUCAGCAUGAGUUACACUGGGAUAAACCAUACUGCAUGCUCUAUCUUACACACGGUUCCUGGGCUCUACUUUGGCCGGCACAACUCCUCAUCCUCCGAUUGCAGCAGCGUAAACUCUCUUGGACAGCGUUCUGGCGACGCCAUGUCUAUCUCCUUCGGACGACCGCCAAGAUGGUGGAAGCUCAAGAUCUACACCUCACUUCUCGCGACUCCCAACGAUCACCGGUUCGAUACAUGCUCAAAACGACCGCGUUUGUCACCACCGCUCUCACCAUAGCCGGUGGCUCUUGGUAUGUCGCGGUCAACAUGACAACGGCCAGUGACUUGACCGCGAUCUACAACUGCUCCGCCUUCUUCGCCUAUGCGUUCUCUAUACCCCUACUCAACGACAAGCUUCGCUUCGACAAAGUGUUUGCCGUCGUGGUAGCCAUUUUCGGCGUUCUGGUCGUCGCGUAUGGAGAUAGGGACGAAAGUAAGAAGACUGCAGAUGGUACAGUCGGCAAAGCGCAUGAUGAGGCAGAAAAUAGACUCUUCGGGAACAUCAUUAUCGGAGUUGGUAGUGUGCUCUAUGGGUUGUACGAGGUGCUCUACAAGAGAUAUGCUUGCCCUCCAGAGGGCACGAGUCCCGGCCGGAGCAUGAUCUUUGCCAACACUUUUGGCAGUCUCAUUGGGUGCUUCACCCUUCUUGUUCUCUGGAUUCCUCUGCCCAUUCUCCAUAUCCUGGGCUUGGAAACGUUUCGCUGGCCUACUGGUGAAGCUGCAUGGAUGCUUAUGAUCUCUGUCCUUGCUAAUGCUACAUUCUCCGGCUCCUUCCUGGUUCUCAUCUCGCUCACUUCCCCCGUCCUCUCUUCUGUAGCAGCGCUGCUUACCAUCUUCCUCGUCGCCAUCGCUGACUGGCUCCGAACCGGCCAGCCCCCCUCCGCCGCGGCUAUCAUCGGCGGUAUCCUUAUCAUUGGUGCCUUCUUCCUGCUAAGUUGGAGCACAUACCGAGAAAUGAACGAAGAGCGCAAGAAAAGCAUGGCAAAUGACCAGUCCGAGUCCGACCUCGAUGAAUAG